This is a messenger RNA of Perkinsus marinus ATCC 50983, 249 nucleotides long. RefSeq lists its product as hypothetical. The record is from RefSeq and is a predicted model, not a curated record. Lineage: Eukaryota; Perkinsozoa; Perkinsida; Perkinsidae. The coding region runs from base 1 to 249 and encodes 82 amino acids. The transcript has 2 exons.
AUGAUCAUUGGUAGUGAAGUAGAAGGGGACAGUCAUCUCAUUGUGUUUGAGUUGAAGCGGGCCAGUUGGGAUGGUUGUAGUUGUUUUGAUUGGACUUUCUCUGCAAUGAUCAUCGAGCUGUGCGUGGGCCUCAUCAUAGGCAUCGCUGUUGGCACUUACCAAGGCGAACAAUUCAAGCCCUGCUUCGACCCCUGUAUCGAGCAGUCUAAAGUCGUCAAGGACAAGGUCGUAGGGAAAUAUCAACAGUAG